AUGGUGGUGAGUGGCACGCUUGCCAUCUUCUUGGUUCCGCAUCUGGGUCUGAUCCCCAUUAUGGCUCAGCAAAGUGAACUACAGAUUGGAGUGGCAGGACAGACAGUGAUCCUGAACUGUGGAAGCAUACCUCAUAAAACAGAGGUGACGUGGAAGUACAAUAACGUUCUUAUAAGGCAAUACGGAGAUAACUAUUUGAAAGGCAAAGCUACCAUGACCAAUCGAUCGGAAAUUGACCGCAGGAGUAAAAACCUGAAGGUGUUGGACUUAAGGCUCUCCGAUGCUGGCAGCUACACCUGUGAAUAUGACUCUCGCAUAGUCAGUAUCUCACUGCAUGUCUUUCAAUUGACAAUUUCUUCAGGUGGGUACUUCCUGGCGAGUGAAGUCCCUGAGCUGACUUUAAUGCAAAGGUCAUCCCGUUCUCUACCGGAUCUCACUAUCACAGUGUCUGACAGUAACAAGAACACAGUAAGAUCAACACCCUCAGAAAACACAACCCGUCAAAAGUACAUCCUGAAGUUAAAGAAGCUGGAGGCUACGGACAGCGGGACCUGGAUGUGUCACAUCCAUUCAGACUCUCCAUUGAUUAAUCAAAACAUCCCCUUUGAUGUGAAGGUAUUAGGUUUUCAGAAUCCAAAUUUGGAAAGAAAGUAUGUAACUGUUGACAGCACUGUCAUCUUGUCAUGGCUCCUGAACUUCCAGAAGAUAAAAUGGAAAGAAGAUUUCACAGGACAACUGAAUUGGAAACAACAGGAAAGUGCAACCGCCCAUGAGCUACUUGAUUUCAACGUCACAGCACGAGGAGAGCAGCAUGAGACCAAAAAAAGCAGUCACUUUUGGUUUGAGAUACCUGAAAGCAAACCUGAAGGUACCAUAAAAGUGGAACUCCCCAAAGUCCAUUUCAACCACUCUGGGCAGUACAAGUGCGAGCUGGCAUACAAGGGAAGAUACGUGCAGAGCAGGAUAGACCUGGUGGUGAUGAAAGUCUCAGCAAGCCAGGCAGGGCCGCUCCUCAGAGGAGCUGAGAUGACCCUGACCUGCCAAGUCUCUGGUCUGCUCCCACCCAACACCCACCUGCUCUGGGAACGUGUGAAUGGGACACAGAUGGACAUCAAGAAGUCCAAGCAGCAUGAAGUAAAGGUGAAAGUCAAUGCUUCAGGGCUGUGGACCUGUCACCUCAUAGAAGACAAUGACAGGAAGAUCAGCCUUCAUUACCCUGUGGAGGAAACUCCUGCUUGGAACAGCUAUGUGACAGUUGGAGCAAGUAUUGGAGGCAGUGUAUUAACACUUGGCCUUGCGUGCCUGUGCAUCAUCAGUAGCAUAAGAUGGCAGCGAAGAAGGCAACAUAGAAAAAGGAUGGCACAAGCAAGACAAUACUUGCUGGAAAACAAGACAUGUCAGUGUCAACGGUAA
Messenger RNA from Melopsittacus undulatus (budgerigar), 1413 nucleotides. It is a transcript of the gene CD4, whose product is annotated as CD4 molecule. The record is from RefSeq and is a predicted model, not a curated record. Gene Ontology annotation, molecular function: MHC class II protein binding; protein tyrosine kinase binding. The coding region runs from base 1 to 1413 and encodes 470 amino acids. Gene Ontology annotation, cellular component: external side of plasma membrane; membrane raft. Lineage: Eukaryota; Metazoa; Chordata; Aves; Psittaciformes; Psittaculidae. The transcript has 8 exons. Gene Ontology annotation, biological process: interleukin-15-mediated signaling pathway; positive regulation of ERK1 and ERK2 cascade; T cell activation.